This is a messenger RNA of Salvelinus namaycush (lake trout), 1314 nucleotides long. RefSeq lists its product as uncharacterized. Bases 1 to 1314 code for a protein of 437 amino acids. The record is from RefSeq and is a predicted model, not a curated record. The transcript is spliced from 3 exons. Lineage: Eukaryota; Metazoa; Chordata; Actinopteri; Salmoniformes; Salmonidae.
AUGGCUACUAAGAGUGGAAAAGCUAAAUCUCAGUCCAAGUAUAAACAUUUUGAUGAUAUUAUUGCAGAAAUUGACCAGGAGAGUGACACAGAAGGAAUGGAUGAGGACUCUGUGAGUGACCAAAGUUAUGAUUCCAGCGCGGAAGAAAUGUUUUUGGAAGGAAAAGAUACACUUUUAGACCAUGCCAGGGACUCGGAUGAACAAUGGGAACCCACAAUGUCAAGGUGUCCAUCCCCCACUAAUUCAGACGCUGAAGCUGGUUCAUCCAGCCGGACCCCUGCUGUCUCCUGCUCCACACCUUCCCCUGCCCGGCCAUCUAGAGGUGUGAAGAGGCCAGCCCAGAAGCGGAGGAGGGCCAGUGAACCAGCGACAACUACCACCGAGGCAGAGGACCGCUGGCACACUGUGCUAGAAGAUGAUGUGGAGCCACUUCCACCAACAUUUAGACCGAAAAGGCAGCCAGGACCUCAGCUGGACAAGACUGUAAAGUACAGCCCCCUUCAUCUUUUCCAGAUGUUUUUCUCCUUGUCAGUUCUUGAUUCGCUGGUUUCUAACACCAACAAGUAUGGGGCUAAGACACAAGCAGAUAAGAAAGAGGCAUGGAAGCCCAUUUCCAUCCAAGACCUGUACUGUUACAUCUCACUGGUUAUUUACAUGGGGUUUGUGAAGUGUAAAAACCUCAAGGACUACUGGAGAACGUCAACACUCUACCAACUGCCUUUCCCCUCCACUGUCAUGCCUUCUAAAAAGUUUCUGACUAUCUCGCAGGCGCUUCAUAUCAGUGACCCACAAGUUGACGACGACAAUGACAAGAAGAGAGGCACAGCAAGCUUUGAUAGGCUCUGCAAAAUCAAACCUCUCUACCCCAGCAUGGUUGAGGCUUGCAAGACCUAUUUUCAGCCCAACCAGAACCUGUCCAUAGAUGAGAGGAUGGUAGCCUCAAAGGCUAGAAUUGGCCUCAAACAAUAUAUGUGUAACAAGCCAACAAAGUACAAACUAGUGGGUUUUCCCAAAACAAAAGUAAACGACAUGCCAAAGCGGGCUGAUAGGGGUACCAUGCGAUGGAUUCGUAAAGAUGACCUGCUCUUUGUGAAGUGGAUGGAUACCAGAGAGGUGGUCAUGUGCUCCAGUAUCCACAAAUCGUACAGUGGCGAUCACGUAGUCAGGCGUGUGAAGGACGCUAAUGGGGAACAGACCACUAAAAAUGUCCCCAUUCCUGCUGCUGUGAAGGAUUACAACAAGAGCAUGGGAGGUGUGGACCUGUCAGACGCUCUGAUAGGCUACUACAAUGUUCUCCACAACACAACGAAAUGA